AUGACUUUGCAUCUCUCAAGUAAAACUGAAAGACCAACACCGGCUUCCGGACAAGAUCUGGCAAUAAACACAGUUGACACAUACAACUCAAUGAGUUCGUCGCAUGCUCAGACAUCAUCUGACGAGCCUGAGGAGAGUCAACAGUGCUCUCAAGAUGCUGCCUUCUUGAGUGAAAACGAAAUGCUUUCGUCAAACUUAUCAAGUGAAACCCAGCAAGAAGAUGUUGAGCUAACAGCUUUGCGAAGUUUUCAAACUCAUGCCGACAGUCGCAGACAACGUCUAGCGGUGGAUGCCAAACGAGCAGCACUUGAAAGGGCUGAGGAGACUGAACAUGAGCGCAGCUUACGACUUGCAGCUGUUGCUAAGAGGGCUAGGCUAAAAAGAUCAGCCGAAUCCGAGGAAGAGAAGUUAGUUCGUCUUGCGAAAAAUGUGGAAAGGGAGAGAGCAAGACGGUUGGCUGUAAAAGAACGAACAAGCAGAAAUCCUCCCAAGAAAGUUCUGUACAGCAAGGCCUGGGAGAAGAAGGUUUACAUCAUCAAUUUCCAAGCACAUCUCGUGCUUAUGGAUCAGAAGCUUUGGUAA
Cylicocyclus nassatus is the source of this 582-nucleotide messenger RNA. The record is from the annotation of a GenBank genome assembly. NCBI's taxonomy places the organism in Eukaryota, Metazoa, Nematoda, Chromadorea, Rhabditida, Strongylidae.